This is a messenger RNA of Drosophila rhopaloa, 777 nucleotides long. RefSeq names its product mitochondrial import inner membrane translocase subunit Tim29. Gene Ontology annotation, biological process: protein insertion into mitochondrial inner membrane. Bases 117 to 692 code for a protein of 191 amino acids. The record is from RefSeq and is a predicted model, not a curated record. The transcript has a single exon. NCBI's taxonomy places the organism in Eukaryota, Metazoa, Arthropoda, Insecta, Diptera, Drosophilidae. Gene Ontology annotation, cellular component: TIM22 mitochondrial import inner membrane insertion complex.
CCGCCUACGGUCACACCGAACCGAACAGCUGUUUUCCCGCACAGUCUAUUUGAUAACACUAGGAUUUUGAUUCCACCUGUUUUUUUCCAAAUUGAUCACUGAAAACCCGCUGGGAGAUGCAGUUCCUCCGUGUGGGGGGUCGUAUAUCGGCACUGCGCCAAAGACUGGCCGACAGGUUUCAAAUGCCGGAGCGCUUCAAGGACACCUUCGUGGAGAAGUGGGUGCAGUACUGGAAUGGAUUGGUGCGGGACUAUUCGGAGGUGGCGGUGGGCGUGGUCCGGGAAUCCUACACGAAGCCCAAAAAGGCGUUGCUCUACGGGACCGGAAUGCUGUUCUUGUACCAAGCGGGCCUCAAUAAUCCUGACGAGGAGGCCUUUAUGACUUUACUAAGGAGAUCCACGAAUCGGAUGAUCACAGUGCCCUUCGAACUCCAGAAUCCCGAGUCCGCCGAUUAUCUUUUGACCCUGGAGCGGGCCAUCAACCAAAAGAAACUGCGACUCCUUUCCUUGGGGAUCUGUACGAUCCUUUGGGUGGAUCUCUACGACGAGGACGACUGCACUUAUCCGGCCAUCUGCGAGUACACCAAAGUGGGCCUCCUCAACUUCCACGAGAGGAUCAUCGACGUUGGCUUCUGGAAUCAGUACUGGCGACUCAAAUGGAAGAUGCGCAACUACGAUGUCAACUACCUGUGAUCCUAUACUGAUACCUUUCGUUAUUCUUAAUACCAUGUUGUUGAUCAAGGGAAUACAAUAUAUGUAUGUUUUUAGUACAGGAAGA